Molecule: messenger RNA, 2547 nt
Organism: Mytilus trossulus (common blue mussel)
Lineage: Eukaryota; Metazoa; Mollusca; Bivalvia; Mytilida; Mytilidae
Exons: 5
Coding region: 1-675 (224 amino acids)
Source: RefSeq, a predicted model, not a curated record
AUGUUUUUGGUGUGGAUGAUUGAUUAUGCAGCUUUCAAUGGUGUUGGUAAUGCUUUGGAACCUUCCGACGACACGAUGCACUUUCGAUUUAUGAACAAAUUAGAAUUUAAACCAAUAUUCGUAGCAUGCAGUGGAAAUGGACAGUCACUACUGGACACAUGGAGAACGCCGUCUAUGGGAAGAGAAAUUGCAAACAUCAAUGAAUCAUGUACAUCUGGUCAUCUGAGAAGUUCGAAUAUUGACAACUGGAACGGGUCGAGUAUUGACCAGGUAAAAGUUGAACUAUUUACAAAUGGAAAAUUGGAUUUAGGUAUUUAUUUUGAUGGCAACCUAUCAACAAGUUCCAAUUGGUGUAGUAAAGAACGGAUUCUUUCUAGUACUUUUAACGACUUGACGCAAUCGUCUACUGUCAACUUUUUCUCUAUGGAUGGUGACCACACCGUUGAUCGCCAUUUUUACAUCAGCAAUAUUUAUAGCGGCUGUCCAGGUGAUUUAUUUUGGAUGGUAGUAAUAGAUACUGCAGAUGCUAAUUAUCGCCCCUGUGACUAUGAUAAAUUACCUGGAAAGGAAUAUCCUUACAUAUUAUAUGCUCCUAAUCAGCAGAAGACUACAUUGAACGAUGGCACGUAUGCAGUGGCUGAAAAGAUGGUGAUAUCGAUACUGACAUUUAUAUAACAAUAAGAUUUUAUAUUCAUAGAUAAUUCACAAGACUUGGUACUUUGUAUUUAAAAUAUUAGAAAUGAAAGCAGAUUUAUUUGUUAUGUGUUGACUUUUUUCCAGCAGCAAAUGUCAUUUCAAAUCAAAGUAUUAAACGUGCACUCCAGCUUUUUCAGCAGUAGCAUAUAAAUCAAAUCUUCUAAAGGCAAUUCCAAACUUGGGAAAGAAGAACAUUAAAAAGUCCUUACAACUUGUGUCGAUUGAGGCUAGGGUGGCAAUGUCAAAAAGAUGGAAAACCUACAUGUAACGUUUUGAAUGCAUCCAUAUUUGCUUAACGUAACUGUAAAUGAACGUUUCAAUGAUAAUAGCAUCAGGAGUGAAAUAUAACUUUUGCACUUGCUUCGAUCCAGUGAUGGUAAUACUCUACAAAAUCUACAAUAGGUAUAUAAACACACACAAAUAUAUAGCCAUUAUAUAUUCGGGGAAUUUGAAGAGCAAAAUAUAUAUGUCUAUCUUUAAGAACUUGGUAUACAUUUUUUUUGGGGACACAGCGAUCAAACUGUUGAUCGUCAUUUUUACAUAUUCAGCAGUUAUCAUGGUUUCUGCACUGUUUCUUUGAUCACUUACACGGACAGGAAUAUCCAUACAUCUUAUAUGGUCCUAAUUAGCAUAAAGUGACAUUGAAUGAUUGUGGGUUAAAUUAUAUAUUGUUGAAAAGUACCUGAUGUUUUCUUACUUCAAACUGUAUGAUUUAUUGCGAAAUAUCUAACCUUUUUUGAACAAAUUAGACGGAGUUUAUCUUUACACCUUUUAUAUUUAAGGGCAAGUACUGUGCUCGUCGCUUGCUAUUCUAAUGCUUUGAGUUUGUAAUUCAUCAAGAUUUAUUACAAAACCCUGUUUCAAAAACUCAAAUUCAUCAUCGAUUAUAAUGUGGUAAUCAAUUGAUUGAUUCAAUCGAUUCAUGUUAUCCAGGGUAAAAUUGGGAGAUAGUAAAAUCUUCAUGUUAUUCAGGAUAGACUUGGAAGAGAGCAAAUUCUUCAUGUUAUCCAGGGUAGAAUUGGGAGAUAGUAAAAUAUUCAUGAUAUCCAGGGUAGAAUUGGGAAGAGUAAAAUUUUUAUGUUAUCCAGGAUAGCAUUGGGAGAGGGAAAAAUCUUCAUGUUACCCAGGAUAGAAUUUGGAAAGAGUAAAAUCUUUAUGUUAUCAUGGGUAGAACUGGGAGAUAGUAAAAUAUUCAUGUCAUCCAGGAUAGAAUUUGGACAGAGUAAAAUAUUCAUGUUAUCCAGGGUAAAAUCGGGAGUAAAAUAUUUAUGUUAUCCAGAGUAGACUAGGGAGAUAGUAAAAUCUUCAUGUUAUCCAGGGUAGAAUUGGAAGAGAGUAAAAUCUUCAUGUUAUACAGGAUAGAAUAAAGAGAAAUUAAAAUCUUUUUGUUAUCCAGGUUUGAAUUAGGAGAUAGUAAAAUCUUCAUUUUAUCCAGGAUGGAAUUUGGAUAGGGUAAAAUAUUCAUGUUAUCCAGAGUAGAAUUUUGAAAGAGUAAAAUCUUCAUGUCAUCCAGGGUAGAAUAGGGAGAGAGUUAAAUAGUCAUGUCAUCAAGGGUAUAACUGGUAGAUAGUAAAAUAUUUAUGCUAUCCAGGGUACACUCGGGAGGGAGUAAAAUCUCGAUGUCAUCCAAUGUAUAAUUGAGACAAUAUCCUUAAUGCGCCUUGAAAUGAGGAACUCAAAAGUCACGUGUAAACAAAAAAUCUCUGAGUAGUGAUAUUUGACACAUUUCUAUGAUAAACAAAUGACUGAGCUAAACCAUUUGUGAUAAUUUAGAAAGUAAGGGAACAUAGAAUAAAUGUGUAAAAUCUAUUGAGCUAUUAAAUGUGUUCAAACUAUUAAAUUUUUAAAGAA